Messenger RNA from Silurus meridionalis, 1252 nucleotides. RefSeq names its product SWIM-type zinc finger 7 associated protein 1 (gene swsap1). Gene Ontology annotation, biological process: double-strand break repair via homologous recombination. The transcript is spliced from 3 exons. Gene Ontology annotation, molecular function: single-stranded DNA binding. Lineage: Eukaryota; Metazoa; Chordata; Actinopteri; Siluriformes; Siluridae. Bases 109 to 786 code for a protein of 225 amino acids. The record is from RefSeq and is a predicted model, not a curated record. Gene Ontology annotation, cellular component: Shu complex.
UACUGUUCGCGGGGAAAGCAAGUACCAGAGAGCAGCACUCUGGUGAUUGGAGAUGAAGACAUCAAUAAAUCGCUUUUAUUCCUGACAGCUGUAACAGCAGCUUCAGAAAUGGGGUUGAGAGUGCUGUUUUUCACCAAGAAUCAAAUCCAGAGCCUUCCAGUAACUGUGAAGGAUUUAUCUAUAUCUUUGAAGCCUGACAGUUUGAAGAAAAUCAGGUUUGUGUAUCCCAAGACAUUAGAAGAGCUCCUGGAGGACGUGGCGUCUCUUCAUGAACUGGUGCUGGAGAAUGCACCUCUUCCCUCUUUGCUGAUCGUAGAUGGAUUGGAGCAGUACGUGUGUGUUCAGGACCGACCGCAGCAAGAUUGUCAGAGCACCUCUGCUCACGUUGUAGCCCUCCUGCAUGACACGGCUGCUUUCCUCAAGGCCAGAAGUGAGAAAAGCCAACAACCUUCAUGCAGGGUGAUUGUCUCUUAUCAGCCUGUGUGGGAAGGCAGAGGAGGCGACGUGGACGCCCCGGAUCCUAUCUUCUUAGUCCUGGAGCGCUACCUGCAGGUGAGAUGCAAUUUACACAAGGUGAUGGUCAGUGGAGAAGUGCAGAACGAGUGGCUGCUGUAUCUCUCAGGUCCAGGACUGAAAGUUGAUGGCUGUGGUAAUGGAGAGAAAUACCCGGGAUUGCAGUGGCGUGUGGUGAUGCAGCCUAAUGGGGCGCUGGAGUUCAGGCCAGAAAAUGCAGCAAAAGAGGAGACUUCACAGGUGCAACCUUCUGAUUGUGGAAAUAAAGCAUGACACGUUGCGGAGUUUAUUGCGUUUUAUUUGAAUAAUACUGUAUUUAUAGUUAGAAGUACAGGACGUUUGUGCUGCACACCCAGAGACAAAUUAGUAUAUAAUGCUAUUAGUAUGUUAACUAGUUGAAUUCAUGAAUUCUUGUAAAUUAGGAUUGUUUUUCAUGGUUAAAUUAUUGAAAUAUUUUUUUGUGCUGAGACAGAUUUUUCAGUGAAUUAAAAUCACUGAAUCGGCCAAUAUGAGGAUGUGAUCAAUUGUAUCAUAAUGUGCUUUUCUGAGAUAGCGUUUAUAUUUUUUCCUCUCAUUUUGGCACUUAGAAUAGAAAUUUUUAAAUGAAAACAUUAAAUAGAAAUCAAAAUCUAAGUUUAUAUGUAUAAUGAAAUAUUUUGCUACUGUAUUGUGUUUUGUAAGCAAAUGUAUACACUGUGAUAAGAUUGAAUAAAUAAAUAAAAAAAGGGGUGGAAAGUAA